This is a messenger RNA of Polyodon spathula (Mississippi paddlefish), 1701 nucleotides long. RefSeq lists its product as uncharacterized. Gene Ontology annotation, biological process: regulation of transcription by RNA polymerase II; cellular response to lipopolysaccharide. The transcript has 8 exons. NCBI's taxonomy places the organism in Eukaryota, Metazoa, Chordata, Actinopteri, Acipenseriformes, Polyodontidae. The coding region runs from base 312 to 1583 and encodes 423 amino acids. The record is from RefSeq and is a predicted model, not a curated record.
AUCUGUUAUAGUCUCACUAUUAUAUAUGGGAAUGUAUGCCUUGGGCAUCACAACUAAAACAGGUUAGUCCCUGGCUUUCGCUUAGAUCACUGUUUUUUUCUGGGUUUGUCUCAACACUAUGCUGGAAUUUCCCUUUUUGAGAACACAGUUUAAUAUCCACCCUCCAACUUCCUCAAUGUUGAGUUAAAGGAAAAAAAAAAACGUCAAGAAACAGAAGCUGCUUUAUUAAGUGCCGUGCCUGCCAUAAUAAGACGACCAGGGGAAAGCCACGCAGAUUUCAUUUGUUUUUCAGAAGACUGGAACUGCUAACGAUGGAUGGCAAUCCUUUCUUAAAAUCUGCAGUGGCGAGUUCAGAGUUAGACACCCCAGCUGCGGACAACAAGUCUGUCGUCCACAUGGACCAGUACAGCCAGUCUUUGACCCAGCAGAACAGCUUGUCUUUGAAAGGAGAGGCAGAGCCUGAUGACCAUGGGGAGGAGACAGAGGGUCACGGCAGGCGUUUGAUCUCUAGCGGAAAUGACACUGAAGAAAACGUGACCAUCAUCUCGGAGAGCAUGACAGUGACAUCAGCCGACGAAGAAAAACUCCUGCUGCUGAACAGGAACACAGAUCUGAGGAGACUCAACAAGGAGCUGAUGAAGCUGAAUGAGGAGUGGGAUCAUAUCUAUCGCAGCACCACAAUGGGGCUGCAGGAGAAGAUCCACUCCCUGCAGCAGGAGGUGGUGGGGUUGAACCAGCACAACGAGAGGCUCCUAAUGAAACUGGAGCACGAGCAGAGUAAACGUGAGUACUAUGAGCAGACCUUGCUGCAGGAGCUCAGGAAGAACCAGCACCUUCAGGAGUAUGUGCACCACCUAGAGGGCAAGAUUCACCGCAGCAGCAGCAGUAGCAGCACUGCCAGUGAGCGGCCAGCAGGGGUACUGAACGGCGUGGAGGUUUCCGAGGGUUUGUAUGAGUUACCCUCCAAGCCCCCCCUCUUGCAGUACAAGGGCUCCAGCCACUCGCCUCCCCCACUCGAACCUCCAGGAAAUGGCGACAGAAAGCAGGGCCACCCCAGGCAGGGCAGAUCAAGGCAGGACAGCUCCACCUCGAUGUCAUUUAAGGGACAGGCUGACAUGAUGAAGGAGGUGCAGGAGCUGAAGGACCAGCUGGAAACUCUUAAAUGCCAGACACAGAUCUACGAAGCUGACUACCAGACAGAACACAAAGACAGAGAGCGGAUGAAAAAUGAGAACAGCAAGCUGCGGCGGAAGGAAGAGGAGUUGCGCCAGCAGAUGGCGCUGCAGCAAGAGCAGCUGAAAGUGUAUGAAGAUGAUUUCCGAAAGGAGCGCUCCGAUAAGCAAAUCUUGCAGAAGCUCCUGUUAAAGAAGGCAGGCCCGACUGACCCUGUCCUGGUCCACCGGUGCAACAACGUGCAUGAGCGCUCGCCUGGGGGGAGGCAGGGCUCAGCUCGCCGCAGCGGCUGUGCCAAGCACUGUGAGCGGCACGGGCACAAGGCCAGCGAGUGUCCCCGAGUGCAGCGGCCACACCAACACCAGGAUGCAGAGGUGCAGGCCUCCCCUUUCUCUAUCGACUGCCACUAACCAGAGCCAGCACCCAGGAGGAAAUACUGAUACUCAGAUUGCUGGACUUCAAUAGAGACUGGCAUGCGUGGUUUACAUUCGAUUCUGGCUUAUAUGCUAGUUAUUCCUUUUCAAAUAU